Molecule: messenger RNA, 3427 nt
Organism: Meleagris gallopavo (turkey)
Lineage: Eukaryota; Metazoa; Chordata; Aves; Galliformes; Phasianidae
Source: RefSeq, a predicted model, not a curated record
AAGCUGUCCUGGUGUGCUCUAUUUUCCCCGACUCUCGAUGAAUGUUCCCUGGCUCCUCCCAGGCUUGCUGUUAUUGACAGCUGCAUGGCUAAUGCCCUGUAGCUCUCCGGGCGGAGAAACAAAAGCAGAUUUCUCCCCCACCUCUUCAGCAGAGAGCAUAAAGGCAAUGCUUUUGUGCUUCCCCAAGCAUUGCCAGAGACAGGCUGAGCGUGCUUCGUGGAGGGGACUCAUCUCUGCACGGAACCCCGGCGUGGAUGGGCAAUCUCCACAAGGGAGGCUGUGUUCAUUAGGUCCCACCUGGAGGACUCAACCUUUGAGCCAGGAUGCAUCGAAUGAUGAAGGAAGAAUCAAGCUACAGGACAAGUAGCCUGGAAAAUGCAACGCGUGACACAAGCAAAGAGCAGCUGCAUGUGAAGCUCUGCAAUGGGUCCUGCCAUGCUGAGCAAAUCCUACAGACACUGAACGCUUACCGGCGUGGUGGCAUCUUCACAGAUGUGGUGUUGUUAAUUGAUGGGCAAGAAUUCCCCUGCCACCGUGCUACUUUGUCAGCCAACAGCACUUAUUUCCGGGCAAUGUUUGGUGGCAAUCUCAAGGAAAGCCACCAGAAUAUCAUCAACAUCCAGAAGAUUUCUGCUUCCACCAUGUCUCUCCUUCUUGACUAUAUGUAUGGGGGGAACAUUGUCAUUCAGGAAGACAAUGUUGAAGGCAUCUUGGAACUGUCUGACUUGCUGCAGAUCUCCAAGCUUAGGGAUGCUUGCAUCAGCUUUCUUGAAGGCCAGCUUCAUCCCUGCAAUUGUUUAGGCAUCAUGAAGUUUGCUGAUUCGUUCUCCAUCACUUCCCUGACAGAAAAAAGCAAGAGGUUCAUGCUGGAGUGUUUUGUGGAGGUGUCGUGCCAUGAAGAGUUCCUAGAGAUGGAUGUGAAGGAACUGGUUGAGUAUUUGUCUGAUGAGCAGCUGGUAGUCCCCAAGGAGGAGGUGGUCUUUGAAGCAGUCAUGCGCUGGGUACGACACGACAUACCUACCCGGAAAGGAGCCUUGAAGGAUCUCCUUGAGCAUGUGCGUUUGCCACUGCUCAACCCCACCUACUUCCUGGAGAAGGUGGAAAUGGAUGGGCUCAUCCAGGACUCAAAGGAGUGCAUCCCUCUGCUGCAUGAAGCCCGCAAGUACUACAUCCUUGGGAACGAGGUCAGCUCUUUGAGAUCAAGGCCCAGAAGGUUCAUGGAGCUGGCAGAAGUUAUCAUCAUCAUCGGGGGCUGUGAUAAGAAAGGCCUUCUGAAGCUGCCCUUCACUGAUCUCUAUCACCCAAAGAGCAGGCAGUGGACGGCCCUCUCCAGUGUGCCUGGCUACACCAAGUCAGAGUUUGCUGCUUGCACGCUGAAGAACGAUGUCUACAUAUCAGGGGGACACAUCAGCAGCAAUGAUGUUUGGGUGCUGAGCUCCCAGCUGAAUGUCUGGAUCAAGGUUGCUUGUCUGCAGAAAGGCCGAUGGAGGCACAAAAUGGCAACUCUUCAGGGCAAGGUAGGUUUUGAAACAAGCCCAUUUGGAACAGUCUUCCCUUUUUCCCAAUUCCCACAAGCUGUGAGCUCGGCAGCCGUGGUCUCCUGCCUGAACAAACUCUACGUGCUUGGUGGUGCUGUGGAUGACACUGCUAACACUGACAAGGUCCAAUGCUAUGAUCCAGAAGACGACAAGUGGACACUCUUGUCUCCCACUCCUUUCUACCAGAGGUGCAUCAGUGCCGUCUGUUUGGACAACAUCAUUUAUGUUGUAGGUGGGCUCCUCAGUAAAAUCUUCAGCUAUGAUCCAAGGAAAGACAGCUGGCGAGAAGUGGCUGCCCUCCCUGGGCCUCUGGAGAGCUGUGGCCUGACGGUGUGCGGAGGGAAGAUUUACAUCCUGGGUGGCCGAGAUGAGAACGGGGAAGGCACAGACAAAGCAUUCACAUUUGACCCUACAACAGGGAGUGUGGAGCAGCAGCCCCCGCUGCAGCGCUGUACCAGCUACCAUGGCUGUGUCACCAUCCUGCAGCACAUGAACAGAUGACUGCGGGGCUUUGACAGCAUCUUUCUCCUAUCCAGAUUCUCCCCUUGAGUCAGUGGCCACGUGUGUGGACAGAGAGCAGUCUCUCUGCAGGGAAGGGCAAUAUAAGCCACUGAAGAUGUGCUCCCACCAGGCCCUGAGCAACCUGUGUUUUGGUUGUUUUUUUUUUUGUUUGUUUUUUUUUUCUUUUUUCUGGGUCUGAUGAUGCCAAUGGUUUUGAUGCUGAGAGGUGAGAGGAUGAAAGAGUGCUGGGCUGUGUGAAAGCUGCAUUGCAGACCUUGCCACCCUCAGAUUUAAGCAGGGUUGUGACCCCCUGGAACUGCUGAGUUUGACUUCUUUUAGGUUUCCCUGAAUCGUAGAAUGGUUUGAGUUGAAAGGAACCCCUGAAGGCAUCUGAUCCCACCACCUGCAAUGAAUGGGGACACCUACAACUCCAUCAGUGCUCAGAGCCCUGUCCUCACUGCCCUUAUUGUAAAAUAACUUAUUCCUUGGAUGGAUGUAGAUCAUGGUUUUCUGUACUGUUGGUACAAGGAUAUGUAUUUGCUUCUGUCUGACACCCAGGACUGUUACAGACACAAUUACACUUACAGGAUCCAAUUCUUCAGCUCUCAGGUAUCUAUGCAUUUAACUCCAUAGAGCCCGUGUCAAAUCAUGCUUGCCCAAACAGUUGUUGAUGCCCAUGAGCAGUUAGUUCUACUACAGUGGACAGCUGAGUUUGGGACCUCAGCUGAUAUCCCAGAAAAAUUUCUCUGCUAAAUCCCUGAAAGCCUGGUUAAAUAGGCCACACUCUGAGUCCAUUCUGCAUAUACUGCAGGGUCUAUCUCCUGAAAGCUCAGGGUGCUGUCUCUUCUAUGUGUUUCAAGAUUAGGCUGCUGUCUUGCUGAGACUCUGUCAUUGAGAAAAAAAGUGAAUCAUGUAGCCAAGAGGUUCUUCUUCAGAGACCAGUGUGAGGCAAGUUAGAAUGUGUAGGACUUUAAAAAACAAAAAACAACACAAAAACAAAACAAAAAAAACAACCAGCAUCCUGAAGUGUGAUAGCCGCAGAACUGCAUCUGGCUCCUUUUGGCUUUGAAGGAUGCUGACAACUAGGAAAAUAAAUUCAAUAUUCAACAGAUUUGACAGAGCGCCCCUGGGAGCCUAAUGUGCAGCUUGUCUCAGGGCACAUGUUCAGUAGCACCACCUGUGCUGCUCCAGGGUUUUGACCUCAGGUCCAGAAGUGAUUCUGUGCAUGUUUGAUUUGGUAGAAUAUCCAUAGCCUCUGGUGUGUCUUAGUCCAUAGUUGGAACUGAUAUUUUCUGAUGGGUCCGUGUAUCAUAGAUUGGGCUGGGUUGCAAAGGAGCACAGUACUCAUCCAGUUCCAACCCCCUGCUAUGUGCAGGUCACCAACCAGC